Molecule: messenger RNA, 1308 nt
Organism: Alternaria hordeiaustralica
Lineage: Eukaryota; Fungi; Ascomycota; Dothideomycetes; Pleosporales; Pleosporaceae
Exons: 2
Coding region: 1-1308 (435 amino acids)
Biological process (GO): positive regulation of transcription by RNA polymerase II
Cellular component (GO): nucleus
Molecular function (GO): DNA-binding transcription factor activity; sequence-specific DNA binding
Source: RefSeq, a predicted model, not a curated record
AUGAUCAACGGCACAAAGCUGCUCACAUUGGCUGGUAUGACAGCAGCACGCAAAGGCGCUUUGCUGAAGAGUGAGAAGACUAAACACGUGGUUAAACUCGGGCCAACACAUUUCAAAGGCGUCUGGAUUCCGUUCGAGCGUGCCUUGGAAUUGGCGACCGCGGAAAAGGUCGUCGACUUGCUAUAUCCCUUGUUCGUGGAUGACAUCGGGUCACUCGUAUAUCAGACUUUGGAUCAGAAGCUCACGCCUUAUAUCGACUCUCAACCCCAAUUCGAAAACGUGAAGGAAACGACUGGGAGUAGCAAAGCUAGAUCAGCUCACUCUUCUGUGAAGAAAGAGGAGGACGAGGAUUCACAAUUGCUCGCCCUGGACACUGUGCAACAUGUCGAACUCCAGGAGCUAGGAAUUCUUGGGUCACUAUUCAAAUCUCUCACAGAGACGCUGGGACUCAUCAUGAAGGAGUUCAGAAGCCAAUCUAGUGAUGCCGCGCAUUACAUUUCUCUAGAGUCAACCUGCGCGACUUUGUUAUUCUGGGGCACCGACCUUGGACUGCCGCGAGGCGAGCUCGACGAUGUGCUUCAAGGCUCUCCCCAGUUGCGCAACACUUGCCUGGCCGUUCUUGUAUCCAUCUCUCGAUUUGUGAGCACUUCUUUGAUAAACCUUGUCAUCAGUGAACAUCACCGAAAAGAGAUUUUACAGUCUACCGAUUUUGCGACUGCCCUGGAACAAGUCACGGACAUGAUUGGUCGACAACAUGAUUACGCUUAUCAGCCCGAGCAAGACGCGGAGACAAUGUGUCAGACCCUCCGUACGAAGAUUGAUACACUGGUCAUGUUGGCACCCAGCCUGGAAUCGCCGGCGGAAGAAAUUUUCGACGAGGAGAAGCCUCGUACUAUCCAAGACAUUGGAGAAACCCUACCGGAACAAGCCUACGCUAGCAGUGUUGCAGAAAAGUUCCCUUUUGCUCCACCAGAAAUGGUGGCACAACUUGGGAGGUUGAACUGGGAUCGAUAUAAUCACAUCCUUCGUCUGCAACGGGAAGCAAUGAAGCAGGAGCUUCAAGAGACGACUCUCGAAAAAGCAAGAACCAUCUUCCACGACUCUGGUCUGGGUACCUCGGUACCAGCCCAAACAAUUGCGGGAGUAAAAGCAGAACCACUUUACGAGCCCUCAAUGGUGUCGAGCAGGGCUGAGGCAAGUCACAAGCGUGUGCCGCCAUUGCCAGCCCAAGCGCGGGCUGGCGAGCCCUUCACAUGCGAGAUCUGCGAAAAGCAGGUACAGUUCCAACGAACCAAAGCAUGGAAGUGA